UAACAGCAUAUUCAGCAACAUGGAUAAAUGGUCCGCUGUAUUAUAGCUAUAAAUAUAAAAAUUAUACAAGAGAUUCAAAUAAAGAAGUUGUUUUAAAAUAUUUAUGCAACUCACAAAAUUCCAUUAAAUCUCUGAUAAAUGAGGCUAAAAAAUAUCCAUCAAAGCAUGAAGCAAUUCAAGCAUUGUACGGAAUUACUCAAAAUCCAGAUACAGGAGUCUAUCUUUUAGUUCAGAAUAAUUAUAAUGUAUGGAUAAGUGAAAAUGAAAAAAUUGAUGAUCUUAUUCAAGAAAUGCAAUUAAAAAUAGAUAAUUAUAGUGACAUAGUAUUUGAAUGGAUACCAUAUAACCAGUUUAAUAAUAUUAAGGAAGUAGGUAAAGGUGGCUUUGCUAUAGUUUAUUCUGCAAAUUGGAAAAAUGGUCCAUUAGAAUAUGAUGCAGAUGAAAAAAUAUAUAAAAGGAAUCCAAAUAGAAUAAUUGCCUUAAAAUAUUUGUAUAAUUCACAAAAUAUUAGUGAUAAAUUUUUAAACGAGGUUAAAAAAUACUCAAUAAAUAAAACAAGCAAUAUUCUUAAUAUAUAUGGAAUAUCUCAAAAUCCAGAUACAAAAGAAUAUAUUAUGGUACUCCAAUAUGCAAAAGAAGGCAACUUUAAUCAUUGGAUAAAUAAAAACUAUGAAUAUUUUAAUUGGAGAGAUAAACUAUCUGCAUUGCUUAAUAUCAUUAAUGGUCUUAAAGAAAUUCAUCAAAAAAGUAUAGUUCAUCGUGAUUUUCAUACAGGAAAUAUAUUAUUUUUAAGUGAGAUAUAUAAUUUUGGUAAUUGUAUAUCAAUUUCAGACAUGGGAUUAUGUGGAGAGGUUGGUAAUUUAGAUGAAAAUAAAAUUUAUGGAGUUAUGCCUUAUGUGGCUCCUGAAGUAUUAAGAAGAAAGCCUUAUAUCCAAGAAUCAGAUAUUUUUAGUUUUGGUAUGGUAAUGUAUUUUGUAGCUACUGGAAGACAACCCUUUUACAAUCGUGCACAUGAUCAUCUUCUUGCAUUGGACAUCUGUAAAGGAGUUAGACCUGAAAUAAAUGAACUAGAAGCACCAAGAUGUUAUAUUGAUUUAAUGGAAAAGUGUUGGGAUUUAAAUCCAAAUAAUAGACCAAAUAUUUUCAAAGUAAAUGAAUUGAUCACGUCAUUUCGUAAGUCAUAUGGAAUGGAUUUUUUCGUAAUAGAAAAUGAAGAAAUUGGAAUACAAUUCAAAAAAGCAGAAGAAUAUAGAAAAGCAAAUCUUUCAUCCAUUAAAAAUUACCAAAUGGAAACCCAUUCACAAGCUAUUUACACAUCUCGAUUACUUAAUUCUUUUACAGAAGACCUUCCAGAUCAUGAUGAUAAUACUCAAUGCUUAGAUCAAGUAGUCUAAGUCCAAAUGAAGCACAUUAACCUGUACUACCCAAGGUAGAGUUACAUAAAUUAACAUUUUCAAAAUUUAAAGAAUAUUAAGAUUUUUAUUUUCACUAUGUACAUAGCAAUUAAAAUUAAUUAUUUUU
Rhizophagus irregularis DAOM 181602=DAOM 197198 is the source of this 1521-nucleotide messenger RNA. Lineage: Eukaryota; Fungi; Glomeromycota; Glomeromycetes; Glomerales; Glomeraceae. The record is from RefSeq and is a predicted model, not a curated record.